Episyrphus balteatus (marmalade hoverfly) is the source of this 1801-nucleotide messenger RNA. Its product is annotated as solute carrier family 22 member 6-A-like. The record is from RefSeq and is a predicted model, not a curated record. The coding region runs from base 148 to 1740 and encodes 530 amino acids. The transcript has 8 exons. NCBI's taxonomy places the organism in Eukaryota, Metazoa, Arthropoda, Insecta, Diptera, Syrphidae. Gene Ontology annotation, biological process: transmembrane transport. Gene Ontology annotation, cellular component: membrane. Gene Ontology annotation, molecular function: transmembrane transporter activity.
GUUUGUUUUUAGUAGUCUGAAAAUAAUUAAAAGGGGUUUAACUUAUUCGUAUACUUUAACAUACUGACAGUGUUCUAAAAUAUAUUAAGUUGGAAACGAAGACCAAUUGUUUAUUAACAUUUGCUUACUUAAUCAACAAAUACUAAAAUGUCAGAAUAUCUAAGAAAAACAAAUACAUCAUCAGCAUCACCGACAGCAGCACCCACUCCUACAGUCUUAUCAACUCUCACAAAAAGCUCAGCUGCAGAUACAACGAAUAUUUUUCUCGAGCGUGGAGGCAAAUUUCAAUGCAUUUUAAUUGUUUUGCUAGCCUUAAAUAGCAUAAUAGUUGGUAUCAAUCAUACGAUAACAGCCUUUCACAUUUAUAUACCAGCAUAUUUUUGUAGGGAUGAUCCGGCGGAAAAUUGUGGGCCUUACGUAAACGGAACACUUUGUCCAAGUGGAUAUGUGUUCGAUGAAAAAGAUGCUGUAUCUAUAGCAGUAGAGUGGUCCCUUGUAUGUGACAAACGAAUGCUGGCUCCUUUAGUGAAUACUUUGUACUUCGUUGGUGUUACUAUAGGCGCACUUAUAUGCAGUUCCUUAUGUGAUGUAUGGGGACGCAGAAAAUUAGUUCUCAUAUGCAUGUAUGGUCAAGCUUUAAUGGCAUAUGCCCAAUAUGCAGCACAAAGUUUUCUUGUAUUUUGUGCAUUUCGUAUGAUGCAAGGAUUUUUUAUUCAAGGCCUUCAAACCUGCACUUAUACGCUUAUCUUAGAAUAUUGUCCAUCCAGAUAUCGCACAAUAUGUUCAACACUAUGGGAGCUUAACUGGACAUUGGGAUUAAUUUUGCUAAGUGGAGCAUCAUAUUUGAUUCGCGAUUGGAGGCUUUUAACAUUAGUUUUGACAAUACCUACAAUUCUUAGUAUUUCAUAUAGUUGGAUGAUCCCAGAAUCUAUAAAUUGGCUAUUGGCAAAAAAUGAAAUUAAAAAAGCUAUAAAAUUGGUGCAGAAAAUUGCCACUUUUAACGACUCGUGUGACAUUGCUCAGCAAUGUAGUUCCUUUGAUAUGAAUAGUUUCACGAGUCCUACAGAACGCUUUCAAGUAAUGGAAGAUGAGACUGAAAAAACACAUCGUUUUUGUGAUAUAAUUCGUUGUCGAGUUCUCCGUAAGCAUCUUUUUACAAUGACUGGAAUUUGGUUCAGUGUGACACUUUCAUACUAUGGUAUCUUAUACUAUUUACCUAAUUUAGCUGGCGAAAGGCAUUUAAAUUUUUUAGUUGGAGCAAUUAUUGAAGGUAUUGCUUAUAUUUUAGCGUAUUUCCUACUUUCGAGACUCGGUAGAAGAUUACCAAUGGCAUUUUAUCAAUAUGGAAAUGGUGUCUUACUUUUGGCCAUUGGAAUAAUUACAACCAUUGCUGGCCAAAGUCAAAUUAAAGAAUGGUCCCUUAUAAUCAUCACAUUAAUUGCCAAGGGACUAGCUGUAUCCAGUUUCUGUGCCAUGUUUAUUUAUUGCAGUGAAUUGCUUCCAACAGUGUCGAGGGGCUUAGGUCUUGGACUAUGUGGAUUUUCAGCUAGAUGUGGCAGUCUUAUAGCUCCCCAGCUAAUGUCUUUAGUUUAUUAUGUGCCGGAAUAUAUACCUCUGACAAUAAUGGCAGUAUUUUUGCUAUCAGCUGCAUCUGUAACACUUUUUCUACCAGAAACUCUUCAUUCGCGACUACCAAAUAAUAUUGAAGAAGCUGAAAAAAUGUGGGCAACAGAGAAUUGAGUUUCAUUUAUUCAUACUAAGAUGUACAUAUAUCAUGCAAAAUAUACGAAUUAUAAAUUAA